AUGUACUGAAAACGUACCUUCCUAGGUGUCUAAUGUAUCGCACACUCUUAUAAUCUAACUAAUCAACAGUAUGUUCUGUUCUUACCUCUUUGUAGAACGUGUAUGUAAACAUCAGUCGGAUUAUGUCUGUGGGGAACCGGCUGUUGGAGGCGGGUCACUAUGCUGCCCAGCAGAUCCAGCAGAUCUCAGGUCAGUUGGAGCAGGAGUGGAAGGCCUUCGCUGCUGCUCUGGAUGAGAGGAGCACCCUGCUGGAGAUGUCCGCUGCUUUCCACCAAAAAGCUGACCAGUAUAUGAGUAACGUGGAGCCGUGGUGUAAAGCAUGUGGAGAAGGAGAGCUGCCUACAGAACUGCAGGACCUUGAGGACACAAUCCACCAUCACCAGGGCUUAUAUGAGCACGUCACUGCAGCCUACUCAGAGGUGAGCCAGGAUGGCAAAUCCCUAUUGGACAAAUUACAGCGACCUCUGACCCCAGGCAGUGCUGAUUCGCUCACGGCUUCAGCCAAUUACUCGAAGGCGGUGCAUCACGUGCUGGACAUCAUCCAUGAGGUCCUCCACCACCAGAGACAGUUGGAGAACAUCUGGCAACACCGCAAGCUCCGCCUACACCAGCGCCUACAGCUGUGCGUCUUCCAACAGGAUGUUCAGCAGGUUCUGGACUGGAUUGAGAACCAUGGUGAGGCAUUUCUCAGUAAACACACGGGUGUGGGGAAGUCCCUGCAUCGAGCCAGAGCCCUUCAGAAACGACACGAGGACUUUGAAGAAGUGGCCCAGAACACCUACACUAAUGCGGAUAAGUUGUUGGAGGCGGCGGAGCAGCUGGCUCAGACAGGGGAAUGUGACCCAGAGGAGAUCUAUCAGGCGGCUCAUCAGCUGGAGGAUCGCAUCCAAGACUUUGUGAGGCGUGUGGAGCAGCGCAAGGUCCUGCUGGACAUGUCUGUGUCUUUCCACACGCACGGCAAAGAGCUGUGGACGUGGUUGGAGGAGCUACAGAAGGAGCUGUUGGAUGACGUGUAUGCAGAGUCUGUGGAGGCGGUGCAGGAACUCAUCAAACGGUUCGGCCAGCAGCAGCAAACCACGCUGCAGGUCACCGUCAACGUCAUCAAAGAAGGAGAGGACCUCAUCCAGCAGCUCAGAGAUUCUGCCAUCUCCAGUAACAAGGCCCCUCACAACAGCUCGAUGGCUCACAUUGAGAGUGUCCUGCAGCAGCUGGACGAGGCCCAGGCCCAGAUGGAGGAGCUGUUUCAAGAAAGAAAGCUCAAACUCGAGCUCUUCCUGCAGCUUCGCAUUUUCGAGCGUGACGCCAUCGACAUCAUCUCAGAUUUGGAGUCCUGGAAUGAGGAGCUGUCCCAGCAGAUGAGUGAGUUUGAUACAGAGGAUCUGACCCUGGCUGAGCAGAGACUACAACACCAUGCAGAUAAAGCUCUGACCAUGAACAACCUCACCUUCGACGUCAUCCACCAGGGACAGGAGCUGCUGCAGUACGUCACUGAGGUGCAGGCGUCUGGUGUGGAGUUGCUGUGUGACCGGGAUGCAGACAUGGCGGCGCGGGUCCAGGACCUGCUGGAUUUCUUACAUGAGAAACAGCAGGAACUGGAUGUUGCUGCAGAGCAGCAUCGCAGACAUCUCGAACAGUGUGUGCAGCUGCGCCACCUACAGGCAGAGGUUAAACAGGUCUUGGGUUGGAUCCGUAAUGGAGAAUCCAUGCUAAACGCAGGGCUGAUUACAGCCAGUUCCCUGCAGGAGGCUGAGCAGCUUCAGAGAGAGCAUGAGCAGUUCCAGCAUGCUAUAGAGAAAACCCAUCAGAGUGCUCUGCAGGUGCAGCAGAAGGCAGAGGCCAUGUUGCAGGCCAAUCAUUAUGACAUGGACACAAUCAGAGACUGUGCUGAGAAGGUCGCCUCACACUGGCAACAGCUCAUGCUCAAAAUGGAGGAUCGACUCAAGCUGGUGAACGCUUCUGUCGCCUUCUACAAGACCUCGGAACAGGUGUGUAGUGUGUUGGAGAGCCUGGAGCAGGAGUACAAGCGGGAGGAGGACUGGUGCGGAGGGACGGACAAACUGGGACCAAACUCAGAGACCGAUCAUGUGACCCCCAUGAUCAGCAAACACCUAGAACAGAAAGAGGCCUUCCUCAAGGCUUGUACGCUAGCCAGACGAAAUGCUGAUGUUUUCCUGAAGUAUCUCCACAGAAACAGUGUGAACAUGCCCGGGAUGCUGGCCCACAUCAAAGCUCCCGAGCAACAAGUCAAAAACAUCUUGAAUGAGCUGCUCCAGAGGGAGAACCGAGUUCUUCAUUUCUGGACCAUGAGGAAGAGGAGACUGGACCAGUGCCAACAGUACGUGGUGUUUGAGCGCAGUGCUAAACAGGCUCUGGAGUGGAUUCAUGACACAGGAGAAUUCUACCUGUCCACACACACAUCCACAGGUUCAACUAUACACCACACUCAGGAGCUGCUGAAGGAGCAUGAGGACUUCCAGAUCACAGCCAAGCAAACCAAAGAGCGAGUGAAGCUGUUGAUCCAGCUGGCCGAUGGCUUUUGUGAGAAGGGCCACGCCCAUGCCAGUGAAAUCAAGAAAUGGGUCACAUCAGUGGACAAGCGUUACCGAGACUUCUCCCUCCGCAUGGACAAAUACCGCUCCAGCCUGGAGAAAGCACUCGGCAUCUCCUCAGACUCCAACAAGGCGAGUAAAGAGCUUCAGUUGGAUAUCAUUCCUGCCACUGCCCCCGGGGCAGAGGUCAAACUCCGAGAUGCCAACCACGAGCUCAACGAGGAGAAGCGCAAAUCUGCACGCCGAAAAGAGUUUAUAAUGGCAGAGCUGAUUCAGACAGAGAAAGCCUACGUCAGGGACCUGCGAGAGUGUAUGGAUACAUACCUGUGGGAGAUGACUAGCGGAGUAGAGGAAAUUCCCCCGGGCAUCGUUAAUAAAGAGCACAUCAUCUUCGGGAACAUGCAGGACCUGUAUGAGUUCCACCACAAUAUUUUCCUGAAGGAGUUAGAGAAGUACGAACAGCUCCCGGAGGAUGUUGGUCAUUGUUUUGUCACUUGGGCGGAUAAGUUCCAAAUGUAUGUUAAUUACUGUAAGAACAAGCCAGACUCAACUCAGCUCAUCCUGGAACAUGCAGGAUCUUAUUUUGAUGAAAUCCAGCAGAGACACAGGCUGGCCAACUCCAUAUCCUCGUAUCUGAUAAAACCAGUUCAAAGAAUCACCAAGUACCAGCUGCUUCUGAAAGAGCUCCUGACAUGCUGUGAGGAAGGUAAAGGUGAAAUUAAAGAUGGUUUAGAAGUCAUGCUGAGUGUGCCCAAGAAAGCCAACGAUGCCAUGCAUCUCAGCAUGCUGGAGGGCUUCGAUGAGAACAUAGAGUCUCAGGGUGAGUUGAUCCUGCAGGAGUCGUUCCAAGUCUGGGAUCCGAAAACACUGAUCCGUAAAGGUCGGGAACGCCACCUCUUUCUCUUUGAGAUGUCCCUCAUCUUCAGCAAAGACGUCAAAGAUUCCACUGGCCGUAGCAAGUACCUCUACAAGAGCAAACUGAUGACGUCUGAGUUGGGGGUGACUGAACAUGUGGAAGGAGAUCCUUGUAAAUUUGCUCUGUGGGUCGGAAGAACCCCAACGUCAGAUAACAAGAUUGUCCUGAAGGCGUCCAGCAUUGAGAAUAAGCAGGACUGGAUCAAACAUGUUCGGGAGGUGAUCCAGGAACGGACCAUUCACCUGAGGGGGGCACUCAAGGAGCCCAUCCACAUUCCCAAAGCCACCGCCACCAAAGUCAAGGGCAGAAGAGAUGGGGAAGACCUGGACAGUCAGGGUGACGCCAGCAGUCAGCCGGACACAAUCUCCAUCGCUUCCCGCACAUCCCAGAAUACACUGGACAGCGACAAGCUGUCGGGUGGCUGUGAGUUGACAGUGGUCAUCCACGACUUUGUUGCCAGUAACGGCUCAGAGCUGACGGUGCGUAAGGGCCAGACAGUGGAGUUACUGGAGAGGCCGCAGGACAAGCCGGACUGGUGUUUGGUGCGGACUACCGACCGUUCACCUGCACAGGAGGGUCUGGUGCCCAGCACCAUGUUGUGUAUUGCCCACUCCCGCAGUAGCAUGGAGAUGGAGGGCAUCUUCAACCACAAAGCUCUCUCUUUCACAGACACGCUCUCCGUGUCCAGUAACGAUGCCAGCAUGUCGGGCAGUGCCACCUUGCAGCCUGGGCAUGGACUGGGCAACCAGAGCUCUCCGGGGCCCAAGCGCCCGGGCAACACGCUGCGGAAAUGGCUGACCAGUCCAGUCAGGAGGCUGAGCAGCGGGAAAGCCGACGGCCACGUCAAGAAACUAGCCAACAAGCACAAGAAGAGCCGUGACGUCCGCAAAAACGCCGACGCCGGCUCACAGAAAGACUCGGACGACAGCGCCGCCACGCCUCAGGAUGAGACCAUCGAGGAGAGAAUGCGAAACGAAGGACUGAGCAGCGGCACUCUGUCCAAGUCAUCCUCCUCAGGCAUGCAGAGCUGCGGAGAGGAAGAGGGUGAAGAAGGACCUGACUCUGUCCCCCUGCCUCCACCCAUGGCCAUCCAACAGCACAGCCUGCUCCACCAGGACUCACAGGAGGACAAGGCCACAUCUCGACUGUCGGGUCGUCCUAGCAGCUCAGAAACGCCUAGUGCUGCUGAACUGGUCAGUGCUAUUGAGGAACUGGUCAAGAGUAAGAUGAGUCUGGAGGAUCGUCCCAGUUCUCUGUCAGUGGAGCAGGGGGACAGUAGCAGUCCGUCCUGUAACCCCUCUGACAACUCCCUUCUCUCCUCUUCCUCACCCAUCGAUGAGCUGGACGAACGCAGGACCGGCUUCCUCAAGAGACGGCAUUAUGUUCUGCUGGAGCUGGUGGAGACGGAGAGAGACUAUGUUAGAGACCUUGGCUCGGUGGUGCAGGGUUACAUGUCCAGGAUGAAGGAGGAGGGUGUCCCCGACGACAUGAAGGGCAAAGACAAGAUUGUCUUCGGCAACAUCCACCAAAUCUACGACUGGCACAAAGAUUUCUUCCUGGGCGAACUGGAGAAGUGCCUUGAGGAUCCUGAUAGGCUGGCACCCCUGUUCAUCAAACAGGAGAGGCGUCUGCAUAUGUACAUCGUGUACUGUCAGAACAAACCCAAAUCAGAGCACAUUGUCUCCGAGUACAUUGACACUUACUUUGAGGACAUGAAGCAGCGUCUGGGCCAUCGGCUCCAGAUCACUGAUUUGCUCAUUAAACCAGUGCAGAGAAUUAUGAAAUAUCAGCUUCUGCUCAAGGAUUUCCUCAAAUUUUCCAAGAAGGCUGGUUUAGACACAGUGGAGUUAGAGAAAGCGGUGGAGGUCAUGUGUGUCGUGCCCAAACGGUGCAACGACAUGAUGAACGUCGGACGUCUGCAGGGCUUUGACGGUAAAAUCGUGGCUCAGGGUCGACUACUGCUCCAGGACACAUUCAUGGUGUCGGAUCAGGACGGAGGUCUGCUUGCGCGCAUGAAGGAAAGACGCGUCUUCCUCUUCGAGCAGAUCGUCAUCUUCAGUGAACCUCUAGACAAGAAGAAAGGCUACUCCAUGCCAGGCUAUCUAUUUAAAAAUAGCAUUAAGGUCAGUUGGCUUGGUCUGGAGGAGAGUUCGGACAGCGAUCCCUGUAAGUUUACGUUGACCUCCAGGUCGUCUUCAGGCAGCACAGAUCGUUACAUUCUUCACUCUGUGAACCCGGCCGUGUGUCAGACCUGGGUCCAGCAGAUCAGCAGCAUUCUAGAGAACCAGCGUAACUUCCUCAACGCACUGACGUCUCCCAUUGAGUACCAGAGGAACCACGUAGGGGCCAGCGGAUCGGCCAACCCCAGCAGCAGUGGUCUUCCAGGAGGCAGCAGUACCUCGGCAAUGGGCUCCAGCUGCGGCUCCCGCUCCCGCCCUUCACGCAUUCCCCAGCCGUCUUCACGCUUGCCCCAGCCCCUGCAUCACCACUCCUCCCCUGCUCCGGACGACAGAACCUCAGGUACGUGUCCCCACACACCCGAAACGGGCUCUUUGGGCCUGGAGAGCGAAGUACCAAGGAUGCAGGUCCUGGAGAGCCCCCUGAGAGAGCAGCGCGAGGAGGCCCAGGCAGGAGCCCCCACCCAGAAGGCUGCCGUAGUUCCCCCACUGUCCCUCCCUCCCCCAAAACCCCGUUUGGCAGGGUCGUGCGCACCCAUGCUCUCCCCGCUGACUCUAGGCAAAGAGGCCUCCACCUUCAGCCCCGGAAGCCCCGCCCAAAAAGGGUCCUCAUUUUGGGCCUCGGUUCCAACCUCGCCCCCCGCCGGGCGACCCGGUUCCCUCAGCUACCCCUCUGAGCAGAGUGACACGCUUAGCCGGAAUCAAAACCGUCGACACUCCACACACGGCAAGGAGCUGGAUCGUAUGAGCACGUGUUCCUCCACCAGCGAACACUCCAUGCAUUCAACCCACAGUAAUGGGAGUGAAAGCAGUAGCAGCAGCAGUGUGGCCACCAUGCUGGUGACCCAGGACUAUGUGGCUUUAAAAGAGGACGAGAUCAGUGUGUGUCAGGGGGAGGUCGUGCAGAUCCUGGCCUCCAAUCAGCAGAGCAUGUUUCUGGUGUUCCGCGCGGCAACGGAACAAGGCCCGGCCGCCGAGGGCUGGAUCCCCGGCUACGUUCUAGGCCACACAUCCACAGUCAUCCCCGAUUAUUCUGACGGAACGCUCAAGAAAUCCAGCUCAUGGCAUACAGCCCUCCGCAUCAGGAGGAAAUCAGAGAGGAGAGAUAAGGAUGGUAAAAAAGAGAACAGACUGGAGAAUGGCUUCCGCAGGCCCAGAGAUGGGCUGGCCAAUAAGGUUUCUGUAAAGGUAUUGUUCUAACCAGCCUUACAGUCCACAUCUUUAGUUCCUGUUUAAUAUCCAUUUUUGUGUUCUGUUCACUUUCAGCUUCUGAAUCCCAACUACAUUUAUGACGCUCCCCCAGAGUUUCUGGUGCCCCUGACUGACAUGUCAUGUGAAGCUGGUGAGAGCGUGACACUGCGCUGUAAGGUCUGUGGACGACCCAAAGCCUCAGUCUCCUGGAGAGGACCUGACCAGAGCGCUCUGAGCAAUGGCGGACGCUUCACUGUCACACACAGUGACACGGGCGAAGUGACUCUCAGGAUCUCGGCCGUGUCGGUGGAAGACAGCGGAGUGUACACUUGCGUUGCUGUCAACGACCUUGGCACGGUGACAUCAUCAGCCAGUCUCAGAGUGCUCGGUAUGUCCAGAGAUGGAAUCCUCUGGAAGGACAACUUUGAGUCCCACUACACAGAGGUCAUGGAACUUGGGAGAGGCAGGUUUGCUGUGACUAAAUGGUGUGAGUGCAGGAGUUACAGGCGCUCCGUGGCUGCGAAGCUUGUCAAUAAGAAGCUGAUGCGACGUGAGCAAGUGGCCCGUGAGCUGUCCAUCCUGCAGUGCAUCCAGCACCCCCACCUGGUCAGCCUGCUGGACACCUACGAGACGGCCAACAGCUACGUCCUGCUCUUAGAAAUGGCUGAUCAGGGUCGUCUCCUUGACUACAUCGUCAGCUGGGGCAACCUCGCAGAAGAGAAAGUGGCUCUUUACCUGCGGGACGUUCUAGAAGCUUUACACUACCUGCAUAGCUGCAGAAUAGCUCAUCUGGACCUGAAGCCUGAGAAUGUGUUGAUUGAGCAGACGUCCACCCAGCCCGUCGUCAAACUGACUGACUUCGGCGACGCGGUGCAGCUCACUAACGCCCCAUACAUUCACCCCCUCCUGGGAAGCCCUGAGUUCUCUGCCCCCGAGCUGGUCUUGGGCGAGCCCGCCGCCUUCACCUCCGACCUGUGGAGCCUGGGCGUCUUGGCCUACGUGGUCCUGAGCGGCGCGUCUCCGUUCCUGGACGAGAGCGUGGAGGAGACGUGCCUGAACAUCUGCCGGCUGGACUUCAGCUUUCCGGAGGACUACUUCCGGGGCGUGAGCCGCGCAGCCUGCGACUUCGUCUGCCUCCUGUUACAGGGCGAGCCAUCGCGACGGCCCUCCGCCCUGGCCUGCCUGCAGGACGAGCCCUGGCUCCAGCCGCGGGCCCCCUCCCUGAACCACACCCCUGCCGGGAGCACCCGCAUCGACACGUCUCGUCUGAUCUCCUUCAUCGAGCGCCGCAAACACCAGAAUGACAUCCGGCCCGUGGCCAGUAUCAAAGCCUUCCUCCAGUGUCGCCUCCUGACAUAGACCCGAUCUUCUCUCCGCCUGAGAGCGGGAGAAGCAGUGAGCAGGGGAAAACCCACGCCUGUGGAGGAGGCAGAAACGAUCUUGUCCUCUUUUUGAAGCCACAUCCUGUGUGAUAAAAUGGAAUAUUAGACCGCACUCUGCUGCUGCUGCUGCUGAUAAGACCUCAUUUAGAUGGGGGGUUUCUCCCCCCCGCCCCCCACCCCCCCCCCUAGAAAUUUCACUUACGAAACUCGCCAAAUUAUUGGCCACUCUUUGUAUGAAAGAUAAAUGAACAAAUGUUUGUUCAGCUUUUCCUUCCUGAGCCAACAAGGGCAAAGCUUUUUUUUCUGUUUUGUGUUGGGUUUUUUGUUUGUUUGUUUGUUUUAUUUUCACGAUGUUUGAAAUCAGGUUGUUGCAUUGAAUAUAUGGAUUUUUGUGUUCAGGAUAGAUUACCUUUGUACAAAAACAUGUACAG
Molecule: messenger RNA, 8646 nt
Organism: Chanos chanos (milkfish)
Lineage: Eukaryota; Metazoa; Chordata; Actinopteri; Gonorynchiformes; Chanidae
Gene: triob
Product: trio Rho guanine nucleotide exchange factor b
Exons: 51
Biological process (GO): protein phosphorylation; axon guidance
Cellular component (GO): extrinsic component of membrane; cytoplasm
Molecular function (GO): guanyl-nucleotide exchange factor activity; ATP binding; protein kinase activity
Source: RefSeq, a predicted model, not a curated record